GUGGCAAUACCGUGGAUUUUGCCUAGACUAGACACAGUUCAUGUCAGAAUUGACAAGAAUGUACUUUUUGUAGGUUAGGAUAAUUCACACACCAGGUUACGAUAAUCAAUGUGACAGGUUAGGAUAAUUAGGUCAAGGUUAGGAAAGGGCUAGGCUAAAAUAAAUCAACUUUUGACGUAUAUUUGACAUAAACUGCAUCCCAUCUAGCGAUGAGCAAUACUGUGGCACUGAAACGGUCAGCUGCACAGAUCAGGAACAAGGAAGACACAUCGCUACUAGAUACCAUACAUCUUUGAAGCGUGCCUGUACUAUCGGCAGGGAACAGAUAGAAAGGUUGAACAAGUUACGGAUCUCACGCUGCUUCAGAACGCAAGCUUGGUCUCGAACAGUAAAGCUGGUGGCGCGAUCUGUCGCGAUGUUGUAAACCAUGGACAGCAGAAUAAACGAGAUUCCGGAAAGGACGUUUGAUUUGGUACUACAGAUUGCAUGCCCAACAUCUGAAAAUGAAGAAUUCCGUGCUGAAGAUGGCCCAUUUCUGGCUGCAGAAACUCAAAGAUCCUGCCGUGCUGUGGAGCUUCCCCCAGGACUACACAGACCAGGAGUUUCUCCAGACGAUACCCAAGUUCUGCUUCCCCUUCGAUGUGGAGAGGGUUUCCCAGAGUCAGGUGGGCCAGAACUUUACCUUUGUGCUGACGGACAUCGAGAGCAAGCAGAGGUUUGGCUUCUGCAGACUCACUUCCGGCUGCCGUGUCUGCAUCUGUCUGCUCAGUUAUCUCCCCUGGUUUGAGAUCUACUACAAGUUCCUGAACACACUAGCAGAUUACCUAACCAAAAACCAGGAGAAUGAGCUGAAUGACAUGCUGAACUCACUGUACAGCCUGCCGGUGCCAAAGCCCUUCACCCCAGUCAACCUGAGUGUGACCGCGCUGUUGCAUAUAGCCACUGGGCAAGUACUGAGAGAUGCACCAAGCCGGCAGCCGCACUCCUACUUCAUAGCCCCAGAUAUCAACGGCUUGCCCACAAUCCCCGAGAGUAGGAACCUGACAGAGUAUUUUGUGGCGGUGGACGUCAACAAUAUGCUGCAUCUGUACGCCAGCAUGCUGCACGAAAGACGCAUCAUCAUUACCUCAAGCAAGCUUAGCACUUUAACUGCGUGUGUCCACGGCUCUGCUGCCAUGUUGUUCCCCAUGAACUGGCAGCACAUUUACAUCCCUGUACUGCCUCCACAUCUACUGGACUACUGCUGUGCCCCCAUGCCAUACCUUGUGGGAGUUCAUCUCAGUCUGCUGGAGAGAGUGCGCAGCAGGUCAUUGGAGGAUGUAGUGAUUCUGAAUGUGGACACCAACACACUGGAGAGCCCCCAGGAUGACCUGCAGAACCUGCCCAGCGACGUGGUCCACUCUCUGAAGAGUAAGCUAAAGAAGCAGUCGACAUCAACAGGAAGCGGAGUAGCAAGGGCCUUCCUCCGGGCUCAGGCUGCUCUGUUUGGAUCCUACCGAGAUGCCCUACGAUACAAACCUGGGGAACCAGUCACGUUCUGCGAGGAGAGCUUUGUGGCUCACCGCUCCAGCACCAUGAGAAACUUCUUGGAGAUGGCGGUCAACCUGCAGCUCUUCAAACAGUUUAUUGACGGCCGACUGGCCAAGCUGAAUGCAGGCCGAGGCUUCACUGACCUGUUUGAAGAGGAGAUCAGUGAGGGAGGCUUCUGUGGAAGUAAUUCCAGAUCUUAUCAACAGUGGGUGCACACCGUCAAGAGAGGCGGCGUGCUGAUCAACACUGCAAUGACUAAGGCCAAGAGUCAUGCCAAGAGGGGCAUUCGCAGGCUCAAGCAAAGGGUGACCUAUGAAGAGGAGGAUGAUGGGCCGUUCUGCUCAGGGUCUCCCACCAGCACCAAGAGUCUGUCACCACGGAGACUGCAGAAGAGGAGACAUCAUUAUUAUGCAAAGUCUUCCAUGGGAUGUCCUGACUUUGCCAUCGAUGACGAUGAACUGGACACUGCCAGCAAGAUCUCGUCUGAGGACAGUGGGGAGAUGCCGUCCUACACUGAGGACAGCGACGACUCCUAUUCGUUGGAGCUAGACACAGACUCCUCCCACACAGGCCAGAUGAACCUAUUAGAGGAGAUCCUUGACUCUCUGAGCACCACCAGCACAGAGCAUGGAAAACUCAGCGCUGCCAAGAGCCUGGACUUCUUCAGAUCUAUGGACGACAUCGACUAUAAGUCUCCGAACAAGUCCAACCCCCACAGUGAGAGUAAUCUGCCCCAGAUGUGUACCAGUGGCAGCAGGGUGGGGGGAGUAUGUGGGGGAGGGGAACAGGGAGGAAGCUGGCAGGAUGACAGUGCCCUCCACGGGAAGCACCUGCCCCCCUCCCCUCGUAGACAGCCUAGCAAGAGCAGCCUCAAGAAGCCAAAGCAAAACCCCUUGACAGCCUCUCCACCGGCCACAGCUGCAGUCCCAGCCAAGGACAACAAGGUCCCCAAUCUCCUGCCCAAGAUCCAGGCCCUUCAGACCAAGACCCAGCCCCUUCAUGCCAAGCCCCCAAUCUGUCUCUCUAAGCCCCGUCCAGAGGAGCCUUCGCUCCCAACACCUCCAUCACCACACCUGGGAGACCAAAACCCCUCUUCCAUCCGCUCUCCUGCACCAACCCGUGCAUCCACACACAAUCCUCCACCGGCAACACACACCCCUCCACACACCUCAACGCUGACCCUUGUUAGAGCCUCCACAGACCCACAGCCUGAGUCUGAGACCAAACCCCAGACCACAUCCAGCAUCCUGCGGGGGAAUGUGCUGUCCAAGGAGACGGCGAGGCAGGACCAGGCCCUCCGGAGGCAGGGCAGUCAGGACAAAGAGAGGCAGGGUGUGAAGGCCGGGCAGCCCUCUGUGCCGGUCCCCUGGGAGAGAGGGAGGCCAGAGGAGGGGGGGCAGGGAGAGGACCAGGGCCUAGGGCUGGGGUUGGGGAAGGAACAGGGCAGGGUCUUUGGGGCAGAGGUCCAGGAGAAAGGCCUGCUAGAGGAAAUAGAGUCUAUGUGUCAUCUCAGCUCAGCCUUCCAGACCAGCAUACAGAUGUCCCAGGUCCAGUGCCACACCAACAACACACAUAAUAAUACCCACGCCAACAGCCACAGCAAAGCCACCGACAAGUCCUGAGACGGACAGGGAAAGGGGUACUUGAGGUAGAAGUUGCCCUUAAGAAUCAGACUGCCCUCCCCAAAUCCUACCCUUAACCACUGAGUGAAAAAUGUUUACGAAAAGAUCCGUGUGUUUAAACAGAGAAUAAAUAAAUUUUUCCUUCGAUCUGAAAGUAUUGUAAAAACACAAAGUAAACCCCCUUGACCUUGGUCACUCUUCCACUGUACAGUCUCCUAACACAAUGCCUUAAACCAGGGAUGGGACGCCUUUUGUAGGUCUGAGGACCAAUUUCACCAAAAAUAUACAACCUUUUUUUUAGGAACUCAGUCGGGGUUUCAGCUUGCUGUUAAGAGUUAGAAUAAUAGAGUACACAAGGUGCAAUUUCUAAAUGUAAAUGUGCAUCAGUAGUCACUCAAUUAGCCCAUGUCGGCUACAUUUAAAAAAAAUUGGUCAGUUAGUCUAGUGGCCAGCUACCUAAACUUGUAGUAAGCAUGGUCGAAUUAUAUAUUAAAAACUGUUAACAUUUGCCUCCACCCUCUAUGGCACAAUGUGUGUAAUUACAGGAAAUUAGCUGUAAAAUGUCUAAUUAUUCUCUCUGCCCC
This is a messenger RNA of Oncorhynchus gorbuscha (pink salmon), 3736 nucleotides long. Its product is annotated as DENN domain-containing protein 1B-like. Gene Ontology annotation, biological process: endocytic recycling; endocytosis. Lineage: Eukaryota; Metazoa; Chordata; Actinopteri; Salmoniformes; Salmonidae. The record is from RefSeq and is a predicted model, not a curated record. The coding region runs from base 504 to 3152 and encodes 882 amino acids. Gene Ontology annotation, molecular function: phosphatidylinositol phosphate binding; guanyl-nucleotide exchange factor activity. The transcript is spliced from 24 exons. Gene Ontology annotation, cellular component: nuclear speck; intracellular membrane-bounded organelle; cytosol.